AUGCGUAGCUUGGGUAGCUUCAUACUUUGUUCCACUUUGGCUUUUGCCAAAGCUGCUCCCGAGCCUACUUGUAAUUAUAUCGCGGGUGAUGCUGGAUGGCCAACUCGAUCGGAAUGGGACCAACUCAACCAGACGAUAAGUGGUCAACUUAUCCAGACAGUUCCCAUGGGAAGUGUCUGUCAUUAUGAGCCGUUCGGAAACUACAAUGAGACAGAAUGCAAUGAAUUGAGGAAGGACUGGGAUUUCCGGCAUUGGAAGUUCAAAGUCUGGGAGAUGGGACAAAUCCACGUCACUCAUCCAUCCGAGAUAAUGAACCCUUAUUAUCAAAACCGAUCGUGCGAUCCGUUCACAUCAGCUGAGACUCCUUGCGAGCUCGGAAACUAUGCUUCUUAUUCAAUCAACGUUACUAGUGCCCGUGAUGUUAUUGCUGGUAUUCAAUUCGCAAAGGAAAAGAAUAUCAGACUGGUGGUCAAGAAUACUGGUCAUGAUUAUCACGGCCGAUCAAGUGGUUCGAACAGUCUCGCACUCUGGAUGUAUAACCUCAAAACAUCAGAGAUCAAUCACAAUUAUCGGAGUUCUUACUAUUCCGGAGCUGCUGUAAGGCUUGGAGCCGGUAUGGGAGUUGGUGAGUCUUACAUGGCUGUACACGAACAUGGCUAUCGUAUUGUCGGCGGUGAGUGCGGAACUGUCGGAGUCGCUGGCGGUUAUUCACAGGGAGGUGGUCAUUCGGUCCUAACUAGCGAAAAUGGGCUGGGAUCCGAUCAGGUCCUUGAGUGGGAGGUCGUCACCACUACGGGUGAGUAUCUGAUUGCAACUCCAGAGCAGAAUUCCGACUUGUACUGGGCUUUGAGUGGUGGAGGCGGUGGCACAUACGGAGUCGUCGUCGGUGUCACAGUCAAGAUUUUCAAGGAUGGUCCAUUUGCUGGUGGUGCGUUGGUUUUCAAUAACACCGAUACACCUGGAAAAGAAGUGUUCUGGAAGGCCGUUGAGCUCUGGUAUCAAUACUUCCCGUCUUUUACUGUCAACAACAACACCGUUCAGUUUGUGCUUUUGAACAGCACCCUCGAUGCUCAAGCAAUCAACUUGCCCGGUCAAACAGUCGAGGAUGUAAACAAGCUCAUGGCUCCAUAUCUCGCUGAACUCGAUGGCCUCGGUAUACAGUAUAGUUUUACUACUGAAUACUCGGAGACAUACUAUGAUCAUUUCAACAAUUAUUACGGCCCACUUCCUCACGGAGCGGAGCCAGUGACCACUAUCCUCUACGCCCGACUCGUUCCCCGCAAGGUUAUUCAGGAUAAGAAGGCUAAUGCCAAGCUUAUUGACUCGUUGCGUUCCGUUGUUGAAAGUGGCAAGUGGCUUAUUGGUUGCGGCGUCUUCAAUUUGCAGAAUAAAAUCCACCCAGAUAAUGCUGUUUUGCCUGCUUGGCGGGAUGCCCAGGCUGUUUGCAUUGCUAAUGGAUUCUGGAACUUUGAAGCGACUGCCGAAGAGAACCUGAAACUCAAAGAGGAGUUGGCUGAUUUCCAUGCUCCGGCCAUGGACGCAGCGACUCCUGGCUCAGGUGUAUACAUGAAUGAAGUUGAUCCUCUAUACAAGGGCGACUGGAAGGAAGCGAUGUAUGGAGCGAACUAUGAGCUUCUCUUGGACAUCAAACACAAAUAUGAUCCAGAUCACCUCUUAUUCGGACACAUGUCUGUUGGAAGUGACGAAUUCCACUUUGAUGGGAGCGGCAGAUUGUGCUAUGGUCAGCAAGACUCUAACAUCAACCUUGAUGUAGGCUUAGUUAACCAAGCCAUGGGUUGGAGGAGUUCAUGGUCUAUGAAUUGGGGCCGUGAAUAG
Molecule: messenger RNA, 1836 nt
Organism: Talaromyces rugulosus
Lineage: Eukaryota; Fungi; Ascomycota; Eurotiomycetes; Eurotiales; Trichocomaceae
Exons: 3
Coding region: 1-1836 (611 amino acids)
Molecular function (GO): FAD binding; oxidoreductase activity
Source: RefSeq, a predicted model, not a curated record